UACUCUUCUGUUCCAGGUGGCCAGAACCUUCAGCCUAAUGAAGGCCACGAUGAGACUGAAGCAAGGAUCGUUUCUGUGGUACCUCUAUCUGGACAAGCUGUACUGCCUGUUAUCCGUGAGGAACGUGAAGGCCUUGCUGGAGUAUUUUCAUCUUCUUGACGUCCACCGCAACAACACCUUGAAUGAUGUGCUGUUCUAUCACUUCCUUCACCACGUGACUAGCUGGAACCGGACACAGAUCAUGAUUGUGUUUAACAUGCUGGACUGGAACGCUGUGGGCGAGAUCGGUUUUGACCAGUUCUACAUGUUGGUCUGCAUCUUGCUGGCCCAACAGAACCACUUGGAAGAGCAAUUUAUCUUCCGCCAUUCCCGGCCUGUCUUUGAGCUGCUUGACCUGGACGGAGCACUGAGAAUUGGUGCAGAAAACUUCCACAUGUACAACUUUCUCUUCAAUAUUAAGAAAGAGGGCCUCAGAGAGCUCUACCAUGACUUUGACAUCACAGGUGACCGUCGUCUUAAUUACAAGGAAUUUAAGCUGUUUACUAUCUUCACCAUGGACAAAUACCAGGAGAGGCAGAAAGCAGAGAAAAAGAAAGGGAAAAAGGAUCUGCUCAAAAAGAAAAGGCUUCAUCACGUUAAUGUGACCCUCAAACAGUUUUUUGGAACAAAUGUAUCUGAAAAUAGACUAUAAGUAAUCACAACUAUUAACAUAUCUAAAAAUAAAUUUAGAAACUCUAAGUGGAUAUUUUUACAUUGGCUUUUACACAUGAAAGUUUCAAAUAAGUGCUCUUUGAUCAGCAGGUUCUUAACUUGAACUUAUUGACCUCAUGAUAAAUACAAUGUGAAGUAACCACUUUCUCUGUGGAUGUGU
Mustela erminea (ermine) is the source of this 871-nucleotide messenger RNA. It is a transcript of the gene EFCAB9, whose product is annotated as EF-hand calcium binding domain 9. Gene Ontology annotation, molecular function: calcium ion sensor activity. The coding region runs from base 38 to 691 and encodes 217 amino acids. The transcript has 4 exons. Gene Ontology annotation, biological process: sperm capacitation; flagellated sperm motility. Gene Ontology annotation, cellular component: sperm principal piece; cytoplasm. NCBI's taxonomy places the organism in Eukaryota, Metazoa, Chordata, Mammalia, Carnivora, Mustelidae. The record is from RefSeq and is a predicted model, not a curated record.